AUGGACUCCUCGACCGCUCAGGUCAAGGUGAUCUUCACCACCAACGAGGCCGACUUGGAGCUUCCCGAGUCCAAGAGACAAUUGCUCGUACCAGCCGACAUUAAGCGAUAUGGCCUCUCUCGAAUUCUCAACUCCGAGUCUAUGCUCGGCACCUCGUCCCCGAUCCCGCUCGACUUUCUCGCCAACGGCACCUUUCUCACAACCUCGAUUGAGGAGUACCUCUCUAGCGAGGGCCUCUCUUCCGAGAGCACGCUCACGCUUCAGUACGUCCGCAGUCUGCUGCCGCCCUCGUACGAGGCCAGCUUCGAGCACGACGACUGGGUCGGCGCCGUCGACUGCCUGUCUGCCACGUCUCCGGCCGGCCGUCUCGCCGACGGCGGCGGCGCCGUCAGAGAGCGUAUUGCGAGCGCUUCCUACGACGGACUAGUACGGAUAUGGAACCCGCAGGGCGCGGUCGUCGCCACGUCGGCCGCCGGCGCGGGCGGCGGCCACUCGCUGCGCCUCAACGCCGUCCGGUGGCUGUCGGGCAAGCAGGUCGUCUCGGCGGGCUUGGACCGCAAGGUCGUCGUAUGGGACUACGCCGAGUCGGACGACGGCUUCUCUGGCUCGCUCAAGCCCAACAUGGAGCUCUGGGGCCACGACAAGGCCAUCCUCGCCAUCGAUGCGAACCUGGCCACGCGCCGCCUCCUGACGGCCUCGUCCGACGGCCAAAUCGGCCUCUGGUCGACGUCGAAGCGUACCGCGCCGCAGGCCGACCCCGAGAGCCUGCCGUCGGCGCACACAACGAAACGGGCCAAGCUCGCCGGCGCGGCGACGACGGCGCAGCGCGGCCCGCUGGCGCUGAUCCCCGCGCACGACGCGCCCGUCACCGCGGCCCUCUUCCACCCCCACGACGCGACAGUCGCGUACACGGCGUCCGAGGACCACACGGUGCGAACCGUUGACCUCACCACGCAGCGGCCCGUCGCGCGCCUCGCCACGAUGCACCCGCUGCUCGCGCGCGCGGGGGGCACGGCCGACGAGGGCGGCGGCGGCGGCGCCGUCAGUCAGCCCGUGUACACGAUUGGCAGGGAGUGGCUCAGGGGCAAGAAGCUGCCUCCGGCGGGCGAUGGCGUCAAGGUGCUGAGCGUGGCGUGGGAUAAGACGUGGGGGAUUGUCAGCGGCGGCGAGGAUAAAAAGGUGCAGAUAAACAGGGGGCAAGGGCUGCUGGCGGAGUAG
Beauveria bassiana ARSEF 2860 is the source of this 1218-nucleotide messenger RNA. Its product is annotated as WD domain-containing protein. NCBI's taxonomy places the organism in Eukaryota, Fungi, Ascomycota, Sordariomycetes, Hypocreales, Cordycipitaceae. Bases 1 to 1218 code for a protein of 405 amino acids. The transcript has 3 exons. Gene Ontology annotation, molecular function: protein binding. Gene Ontology annotation, cellular component: preribosome, large subunit precursor. The record is from RefSeq and is a predicted model, not a curated record.